AUGUGCGACGGCGCCCUGCUGCCUCCUCUCGUCCUGCCCUUGCUGCUGCUGCUGCUGUGGGGACUGGACCCGGGCACAGGUAGCGCCCCCUCCCCCCGCCCCUCCUCUCGCGGCCACCUUCCCUCUGCCCUCCCGAGGCACCCUGGCGGCGCGGGGCGGCGGCGGACCGCCACACAUCCCGGGCAGAGGAGGCGCGGGCCGCGGCCAGGGGAGCGCGCCCUGCUGCUGCACCUGCCGGCCUUCGGGCGCGACCUGUACCUGCAGCUGCGCCGCGACCUGCGCUUCCUAUCCCGCGGCUUCGAGGUGGAGGAGGCGGACACCGCCGGGCGCAGAGGACGCCCCGCAGAGCUGUGCUUCUACUCAGGCCGCGUGCUCGGCCACCCCGGCUCCCUCGUCUCGCUCAGCGCCUGCGGCGCCCACGGCGGCCUGGUUGGCCUUAUCCAGCUUGGGCAGGAGCAAGUGCUAAUCCAGCCCCUCAACAAUUCCCAGGGCCCAUUCAGUGGACGAGAGCAUCUGAUCAGGCGCAAAUGGUCCUCGACACCCAGCCCGCCUGCCGAGGCCCAGGGCCCUGGGCAGCUCUGCAAGGUUCUCACAGAAAAGAAGAAGCUGAGGAGGGCCAGGCCAUCGCGGGACUGGCGGGAGCGAAGGAAUGCCAUCCAGCUCACCAAUGAGCACACGGUGGAGACACUGGUGGUGGCCGACGCCGACAUGGUGCAGUACCAUGGGGCCGAGGCUGCCCAGAGGUUCCUCCUCACCGUCAUGAACAUGGUAUACAAUAUGUUUCAGCACCAGAGCCUUGGAAUUAAAGUUAACAUUCAGGUUACCAAGCUUGUCCUGCUGCGACAACGUCCAGCCAAGUUGUCCAUCGGGCACCAUGGCGAACGGUCCCUGGAGAGCUUCUGUCACUGGCAGAACGAGGAAUACGGAGGAGCACGGUACCUUGGCAACAAUCAGGUUCCGGGAGGGAAGGACGAUACGCCCCCUGUGGAUGCUGCUGUGUUUGUGACCAGGACAGAUUUCUGUGUACACAAAGAUGAGCCGUGCGACACUGUUGGAAUUGCUUACUUAGGAGGCGUGUGCAGCGCUAAAAGGAAGUGUGUGCUUGCCGAGGACAACGGGCUCAACUUGGCUUUUACCAUCGCUCAUGAGCUGGGCCACAACUUGGGGAUGAACCACGACGAUGACCACUCCUCCUGCGCUGGCAGGUCCCACAUCAUGUCGGGAGAGUGGGUGAAAGGCCGGAACCCCAGUGACCUCUCUUGGUCUUCCUGCAGUCGAGAUGACCUUGAAAACUUCCUCAAAUCGAAAGUCAGCACCUGUUUGUUGGUGACGGACCCCAGGAGCCAGUACGCAGUGCGCCUCCCUCACAAGCUGCCGGGCAUGCACUACAGCGCCAAUGAACAGUGUCAGAUCCUGUUUGGCACCAACGCCACCUUCUGCAGAAACAUGGAGCAUCUGAUGUGCGCUGGCCUCUGGUGCCUGGUAGAAGGAGAUACAUCCUGCAAGACCAAGCUGGACCCUCCCUUGGAUGGCACCGAGUGUGGGGCAGACAAGUGGUGCCGCGCGGGGGAGUGUGUCGGCAAGACGCCCAUCCCGGAGCACGUGGACGGAGACUGGAGCCCCUGGGGCACCUGGAGCAUGUGCAGCCGAACGUGUGGGACGGGAGCCCGCUUCCGGCAGAGGAAAUGUGACAACCCCCCCCCUGGGCCUGGAGGCACACACUGCCUGGGAGCCAGCGUGGAGCAUGCGGUCUGCGAGAACCUGCCCUGCCCCAAGGGUCUGCCCAGUUUCCGGGACCAGCAGUGCCAGGCGCACGGCCGGCUGAGUGGCAAGAAGAAGGGCCUGCUGACAGCAGUGGUGGUUGAUGAUAAGUCGUGUGAACUCUACUGCUCGCCCCUCGGAAAAGAGUCCCCACUGCUGGUGGCCGACAGGGUCCUGGAUGGCACGCCCUGUGGGCCCUACGAGACUGACCUCUGCGUGCAUGGCAGGUGCCAGAAAAUCGGCUGUGAUGGUAUCAUCGGGUCUGCGGCCAAAGAAGACCGGUGCGGGGUCUGCAACGGGGAUGGCAAGACCUGCCGCGUGGUGAAGGGUGACUUCAGCCACUCCCGGGGGACGGCUCUCAAAGACUCCAGUAAGAGAUCAAUCAACAGUGACUGGAAGAUAGAACUCCCAGGAGAUUUCCAGAUUGCCGGCACAACCGUCCGCUAUGUGAGAAGGGGCCUGUGGGAGAAGAUUUCUGCCAAGGGACCAACCAAGAUACCACUUCAUCUGAUGGUGUUGUUAUUUCACGACCAAAAUUACGGGAUUCAUUACGAAUACACCAUUCCUGUAAACGACACUGCAGAAAAUCAAAGCGAACCAGAAAAACCGCAAGACUCCUUGUUCAUCUGGACCCACAGCGGCUGGGAAGGGUGCAGCGUGCAGUGCGGCGGAGGGGAACGCAGAACCAUUGUGUCAUGCACACGGAUUGUUAACAAGACCACAACACUGGUGAAUGACAGUGACUGCCCUCAAGCAAGCCGCCCAGAGCCCCAGGUCCGAAGGUGCAACUUGCACCCGUGCCAGUCACGAUGGGUGGCAGGCCCAUGGAGCCCCUGCUCAGCGACCUGUGAGAAGGGCGUCCAGCAUCGAGAGGUGACCUGCGUGUACCAGCUGCAGAAUGGCACACAUGUCGCCACCCGGCCCCUCUACUGCCCAGGCCCCCGGCCAGCGCCCGUGCAGAGCUGUGAAGGCCAGGACUGCCUGUCCAUCUGGGAGGCAUCUGAGUGGUCCCAGUGUUCCGCCAACUGUGGAAAAGGGACACGGAAACGCACUGUGACAUGCACUAACUCACAAGGAAAAUGCGACGCGUCCAUGAGGCCGAAAGCUGAGGAGGCAUGCGAGGACUACUCCGGCUGCUACGACUGGAAGACUGGGGACUGGUCCAAGUGCUCGUCAACCUGUGGGAAGGGCCUGCAGUCCCGUGUGGUGCAGUGCAUGCACAAGGUCACCGGGCGCCAUGGCAGCGAGUGCCCUGCCCUCUCCAAGCCGGCAGCCUACCGACAGUGCCACCAGGAGGUCUGCAACGACAAGAUCAACGCCAACACCAUCACCUCCCCUCGCCUCGCUGCUCUGACCUACAAAUGCACGCGGGACCAGUGGACGGUGUAUUGCCGGGUCAUCCGAGAAAAGAACCUCUGCCAGGACAUGCGGUGGUACCAACGCUGCUGCCAGACCUGCCGGGACUUCUAUGCCAACAAGAUGCGCCAGCCGCCUCCACCACCAAGCUCAUGACGCGCGGCCUGGCAGUCGCUCAGCACUCUGGUCUGAGGCCUGGCGUUUAGUGAGUGGAAAGGCCACCCACCAACAGUUUACCAGCCCUGAGGCCAGGACCCCCCACAGCACGCUGUGCUCCCCAAAGCCGCCCCGGAAUCCAGUCGCUUAGAACUUGAGAGUGGACUUGAUGUUUGCCAUUAGUGCUUUUGUACUUAAUAUAUUGUAACAGCCACUGGAUGGCUUUCUACAGUAAGGAAAAAAUAGGCAUGAGUCACAAAAUAAUGAUAAUUUCUAAGGUUCCGUGUACCUCAAAGGGGAACGCCUCUGGCAGACAGUUGUCAGAAGAGAGAGACGUCAUGCAGCACUUCUGUCUCGGCUUUCUUUUGACACUUGAGUUCCCAGUGCUUGAUGUACCAUGGGGGGAAUAGCCCCAAAAUGAGACAUUUCAUGUUAAAAGAGGCUUUAUUCUGACAGCCAGCAACACCCCGGAUGGAAGGACAGAUGUCAGUGAGUCUGUGAUAAUGGCUUCUCUGGAGAGGGCUGGGCUGCCAGAGCCCACGUUCCCUUUAGUCUAACUUUCUUGACAACACAAAAAUCAGGACUUUGCCUCUCUGCCCAUCUCUGAGAACAGAUUCUCUAAAUCCUGGGCCAUCCAUGCCUUGGAAGUCUUGGCCCUGGGAGUUUAAUCUGCGUGGGUCAAAAAGGACACCAGCGCCAAGUAUUUCUCCACACCACUCGUGUGGGGAGAAUAUUCUACGAGGGUCUGGGUUUGGGGAGGCAUCGAAAUUUCAGAGCUCUGUUGUCCACCACGUAGGGAAAGAGGGGAGACUUUCUUCAAGGUGCUGUGACACAGGACACAUGCCUAUUGUGGCGAUGGCAUUGCUUCCUCACAUAAAGGAGCUCAGGACAGCUUUGUCAGGGGUGCGUGGGCUACCCCUCUGCUUGAUGGGGACAUCCACUGUAGCCAGCACUCCAUGAAGCUUUGCACCUUAUAGAUGCUGUGUCACACCCCAGCAGCUUUCCAUUGACCUUGGCUGUUUAUCCAAAGUUAAAAUUACAUUUAGGACCUUCAAGGAUGCAAGCUCAGGCCUGGGAUCUGCAGAGUCAGGCCUGACUAUUUCUGGCAUGGGGUGGGUUUCCUCUGUGAACCACUCAGCCUGGCGCACCAGGGCCAUGGGAGGGCCACCACCUGGCUGGGCUCGCUGCACACCCUCUGAGCCCUCCCGUAGGCCAGACUUUGCAGUGCCUGUUGUUGUCAUGGCUGUCACUGUUGACCCAUCUUCUGGGUGGGGCCAGGAUGAUGCUCAGAAAGGCAUGAAGUCAUCUUUCCCUCCUGCAGCCCCCUCAUCCCUGCCACAGAGCUCUUCCCUCUCCCGAAGUCCAGAGCAAAUGACCAGGGUGCCUCUUUUUGAGAGCAAAGAAGAUCGUAGGACCCUGCCUGCCGCAGGAAGCCAGACUGGGGGCAGAGACCCCAAAUUUUAGGACUGCCUUGCUCACCAACUUGGUGGGCAUUUCCUGGGUGCUUGUGUUCUAAGACUUUACCAUGAGAAACCCCCUUUCUCCCCCCAGAUUUCAGACAGAGGCUUGCACUUGGGCUCAUUUCCAUGGGAUCAGCUCCAAGUGCCUCUUGAUUUAUUGGUGCUGUGUCUGUUUUCUGUUUUAUUUUUUAAUGUCACAACUUUAGGGUUAGCUUAAAUUAGAAGGAAAAAAAAAAGCCACCUCUCUGCCUUCUCAACCUUAUCGUAUGAGCUAUGCUUUUGUUUUUGAUUUUUAAUACCCCAGAGGCAGAGACGUGGUGGGGAUGGCAGGGAAUUUAUUCAGUUCUGCUUGAAUCAACAGACAGUUGUGAGAGACCCCCCCCCCCCCUAGGUGCUCUGUAGAGAAAACUAGGAGAAUGUCAGGACGGAGUGGCCCAUCCUGUGGGGUAACACCAGGGCCUGUGCAAAACACUGUGUUCCCCAGCUCAGGCCUGGCCACCAGCAGACUCCCUGAAUCCAUUUCCACAAAAUUCUCAAACUUGGGGAGCUGGAGUUCAAUUUUUCCUCAGCUCCAAAUGGGCUGUAAAUUUACCAAAUGACAUUAGCCUUUUAGAGCCAAGGAACAGAGCCAGGGCAGCCAGCUAAGGAAACCACAGUGGCCUCAUUGCUCAUCUGCGUGGGCCCACCCAGGCCAAGCAAGCACGUGCAUGUGCCCUAGGUGGGCACUUACCCUGGUGCCUCUGACUCUCCCCCUGGCCACCCUGACUGUAUCAACUGGACUCCCCUGGUAAGGGCCCCAUAAGCUCAGAAUGAAAAUGGUUGGUUCAGUGAUUGUUAAACAGCCCAUUGUUUCCCCAAAGUCUGCAUCUUUCUGAGCUCUUUUAGCUCACACCAGCGCUGGCACUUUGAAACCCACCAGCCCGCCUUCUGUGUAUGGCUCUAGCGAUGAUUUAUUUCAUGAAGCCGUCUCAACACUCUCGUUCCACCUUAUACAGAGACAUUGAAACUUUGAUUACAACAGCGAUGUCUCUGUAGGGUUAACAAGACCUUGUACUGUCACUCAAGUACUGUACCUGUGGUUGCACAGGUGUGUUACUAGUUCGAGUCUCACGAUCUUAUGGUGCUAUUUUUAUUGGUGCAGAUUGAAACCCUCUCAGCUGACCGUGGCUUGAUAGUAGCAGAACACAGGAAGAGAUCCUCUACGUCAAUAAUAUCAUUGUUCUUUUUUUUCAGUUCAGAGUCAAAUGUAUAUAUUUUUUAUUAGUUAACUUACAUUACAUACUGUACCCAUGGUAUUUUUCUUUUACUUUUUGGUGCUGGUUUUGAAAGGAAAAAAAAAAAAAAAACAGAAGACAAACAUUGGAUGCCAUUAUACAUGAAAAAUGAAUCAUAUCAUUGGAAGCAAGUUGACUAUUUGUAAUAAAAUGUUUUCCCAUAACA
This is a messenger RNA of Galeopterus variegatus (Sunda flying lemur), 6173 nucleotides long. RefSeq names its product ADAM metallopeptidase with thrombospondin type 1 motif, 17 (gene ADAMTS17). The transcript is spliced from 22 exons. Gene Ontology annotation, cellular component: extracellular matrix. The record is from RefSeq and is a predicted model, not a curated record. Lineage: Eukaryota; Metazoa; Chordata; Mammalia; Dermoptera; Cynocephalidae. Bases 1 to 3273 code for a protein of 1090 amino acids. Gene Ontology annotation, molecular function: metalloendopeptidase activity. Gene Ontology annotation, biological process: proteolysis; extracellular matrix organization.